AAACAACGCGCUCUUGUUGGCUUGAGCCAUCACCUCCACCUACCUGCCUAGUCAGAAUGCGACGACUCGUGGUGAGCAUUCUAUCUAGGUUUAAGGCAGUUGGAAUGGCACAUUUUUCCGGCCUCUGAGAACUAGUCAACGAUUCAUAAUGACAUGGGUGGUCCUCCCUUUGGAUUCUGCUUUGGAUUCUUCCCCAAACAGCUGUCUCUUCCGGAAGCAUUUUGUGCAACGCUUAGGGAGCCAUGUUGCGUGUCAUUCGCGGAGUUGACCAGAGCUAUCUGCCUUAGCCUCGAUCUUAGCCAAACGUCAUUCCAGUUCGAACCAAGUCUACUCAGCCUCCCAAAGGGAAAGAGGUCCAAUCGCGUGUUAGUUCAUAGCAUCACACAUGGAUCGAAUCGUUAACAGUCCGAGUGAUCUACCUCCCCUCCAUCCGUACAGGACUACCCCCCCUUAAUCCCUUUGCACAGACAAUCCAAGGACGCAGUCAAGCACAAAAUCAUGGGUCACCCCUCGUGUUUCAUGGAAAGGGACGCACCAGAGUGACAGCCGACCUUCGAGACGUCAAGCGCCGCAAGAAGCAACAGGAGCUCCAAAUUCCCCAAAGGUCCUCUCUCACGGUCGAUAUCCGAGUGACGACAGUCAGCUCCUACUACAUAAUGUCUGCCGCGCCUAUUUUCCCCUCCCGCCGACCCUGGUCCUCCGUAUGUCACUCCUGCCUCGAUUUUGUCCAUUCUUCGUCCAAUAUGGUCGCCAAAUUUCAGUUGCGAAACCACUCCCCGCCGACCUACCGGGUACUCGCGCUGCUCGUCGUCUUUGUAGUGCUCUCGGUUCUACUUUUACGGAAUGAUACUCCGGUGCAGGUUGAGGAAGUUCUUAGCAGCGAAGAUAUCGCCAAACCUACAAUCAGGAAAAGCUAUGACUGGUCUGCACAUCCACAGAAGCAUCCAGUCCCUCUGGCUGAGAUGACGAGGCUUCCCAACGGCCAACCUCUCUCACUUCCGAAGAUACAAUAUGAGUUCGCCGCAGACCGUUCAGACAGUCUGAAGAAGCGAGACAUCGGCCUCGACAUUGGUCUCAUGGCCUCCCGUCGCAAUGAAGUACGGAACGCCUUCAAGAAGAGCUGGCAAUCAUACACCAGGCAUGCUUGGGGUUACGACGAAUUGCAACCCCUCUCAUUGAGGGGAAAGAAUCGCUACAACGGAUGGGGUGCCACCCUGGUUGACUCUCUUGACACUCUUUGGCUGAUGGGCAUGUAUGACGACUUCAAUGACGCAGUCCAAUACAUCAGCACAAUUGACUGGAACAACGCGACGGAGACGAGAUGCAACAUUUUCGAGACCAACGUCCGGUACCUCGGUGGACUUCUGUCCGCGUACGAUCUCAGCGAGGAGCAAGUCCUCCUCGACAAGGCCGUUGAGCUCGCCAACAUGCUCUAUGCGGCAUUCGACACGCCGAACCGCUUCCCGCCUUACAGCUUCAGUUUCGAGGAGCUCCGCGCUGGAAAAGUCCUGCCGGACCCCUAUCAGAGCGCAGCCUCCAUCGGCAGCAUGUCCCUCGAGUUCACCAGGCUUGCGCAGUUGACUGGCGACUUCAAGUUCUACGACGCCAUCGAGCGCAUCAAAAAGGCCUUUGACCGAAUCCAGGACGAGACCCUGCUACUUGGCAUGUGGCCCAACUUCAUCAACGUCCGCGACGACUUCCAGACGACCAACAACGUCUUCAAGCUCGGCGGAGACGGCGAUUCGCUCUACGAGUACCUCCCCAAGAUGCACGUAUUACUCGGCGGCCUGGACACGGCAUACGAGAAAAUGUACAGGGGCGCGGCCAAGGCUGCAAAGGGACACCUCCUCUACCGGCCCAUGACGCCGAAAAAGGACGACAUCCUGCUCCUCGGCACCGCCAUCGUCAACGAGAAGCUCCGCAAGAUUGACCAAAUCUCGGAGCUCGAGCACCUGUCCUGCUUCGCCGGCGGCAUGUUCGCCAUGGCGGGCAAGCUCUUUGACAUACCCGACGACGUCGAGCUGGGCGACAAGCUCGCGCGGGGUUGCGCGUGGGCGUACAAGUCCUUCAAGAGCGGUCUCAUGCCCGAAAAGUCCCAGGUCGUAAAGUGCGACACCGUCGAGGUGUGCGAGUGGGACGAGCAGAAAUGGGUGGCGCAGAGCAGCCAGCACGCGCCCAGGGGUUUCUGGCGCAUCGACGACGCUCACUACAACCUGCGCCCCGAGGCCAUUGAGAGCCUCUUUGUGCUGUACCGGGUCACCGGCAAGGCGGACCUGCUGGAUAUGGCGUGGGACAUGUUCGAGGCCGUCCAAAAAGCUACGCAGACCGACGACGCCCACGCUGUCGUCGUCGAUGUGACGUAUAGCCAGUCGCGGCAGGAGGACACCAUGGAGAGUUUCUUCUUUGCUGAGACGUUGAAGUACUUUUACCUCAUCUUCUCCGACCCGGAGCUCAUGAGCUUGGAUGAAUGGGUUUUCAACACGGAGGCUCAUCCCCUCAAACGGCCGACAAAGUCUUGAAGCGAGGAAGCUUUUCACGAUGAUGCAGAGAUAUGGCAAAUCAUUUAUUAAUAUUAAUAGGCAAUACCUUGGGAAAGAUAUCAAGAAGCAUGUUACAGGCACACGCAAUACCCGAUGGUGGCAUCGACUUCACAACGGACGAUAUCACAGAUAUAUUGGAGUCAUUAAUACCCGCAGUGCACGUGUUUGGGGACGUUGAAUGUUACCUAGGAGUCAGGGAGUUUUCUUUACAUGAAUAAAC
Molecule: messenger RNA, 2760 nt
Organism: Colletotrichum scovillei
Lineage: Eukaryota; Fungi; Ascomycota; Sordariomycetes; Glomerellales; Glomerellaceae
Product: glycosyl hydrolase family 47
Exons: 1
Coding region: 657-2519 (620 amino acids)
Biological process (GO): carbohydrate metabolic process; N-glycan processing
Cellular component (GO): Golgi membrane; endoplasmic reticulum
Molecular function (GO): calcium ion binding; mannosyl-oligosaccharide 1,2-alpha-mannosidase activity
Source: RefSeq, a predicted model, not a curated record